AUGAAUGAGAUGGUCACAGAUGUAUACAUGCCGUUCUUAGAAGGAUCCUUGCUUGAUGAUCCGAUAGAUAAGUCAUUAUUAACAGAUCGAGAAGCUAAGAAUUUAGACCAUAUAAUAUUUGUGGUUGAGUCUGAGAAGACGACGCUAUGCCCCAUAGAUACUAAGCGCUGGAUUCUAUCAGAUGGUAUUACCUCUUUGCCAUAUUUCCAUUGGCGUAUCCAAGCAUAUAAGAAUAUGGUCAAACGUGACCCUUCUGAAGGUGAACGUAGUUCACACGAGGGAGUAUGGCUAAGUCGAGGAAUAAUCGGCGCAAGACAAUGGUAUGAACACGUAUAUGAUAGGGCAACGGGUUUUAUCACUGUCAAAAAUAAAAGACAAGAUAGGAUUGUAGACGUGUUCGAUUACUUCGCUGAGCAAAAUAUCUGGGAUGAACAUAAUCAUCCACCAGAUGGUAUCAUUAAUCGGAUAACAGAAGCAGAAAUAAAUUGCGGUAAACUAUUCGGGAUGCUUUCAAAGCAAAUUUACACGCUGGAAAAAAGAAUGGAUGAUCUCCAUUACCAACUAGGGAAGUAUGAAAGCAGGCUUAAUAGCUCAGAAGAUAAUAUAAAUGUAAAUCUCGAAUUACAUAAAAUGCCCAGAGUAGAACGUUCAAAAUAUCAAUUCAUUCAAGGAUUAUACCGGGAUUCUGCUUUGCAAAAGCUGUAUUAUCAGCCUGGAUGUUAUUAUCUAAUUGCCGAAAUAAUGCAGGAAGUUUGUAAAAAGUCUGGAUAUGAUUUCACUCUUGCGGAGAUCUACCCUGAUCCAGUCCGGAGCAGUGAUCUAAAUAUAAUCAAUCAAUCUAUUAGCAAAAUGUCAGAUGACGAGAUAGAUGCCGAGAUAGAAGAAGGCUACAAUGAAUUUAUCAAAGAAUAUGGAUCGAGGUAUGAAUGGGAUAGCGAAGGAAAUCCUGGAUUUACACCACAAUGGGAUGACUGGGAGGAACUUUUUUGCGAAAUCAAAAUCUAUUGGAAGUUAGGCGUUGAAGAGAGAAAACACUUAAGCAAUUUCUAUAUAGUCUGUUCAAUAUAA
Molecule: messenger RNA, 1068 nt
Organism: Ambispora gerdemannii
Lineage: Eukaryota; Fungi; Glomeromycota; Glomeromycetes; Archaeosporales; Ambisporaceae
Source: the annotation of a GenBank genome assembly